This is a messenger RNA of Kockovaella imperatae, 1532 nucleotides long. RefSeq lists its product as hypothetical. The record is from RefSeq and is a predicted model, not a curated record. Bases 238 to 1353 code for a protein of 371 amino acids. NCBI's taxonomy places the organism in Eukaryota, Fungi, Basidiomycota, Tremellomycetes, Tremellales, Cuniculitremaceae. Gene Ontology annotation, biological process: intracellular signal transduction; lipid metabolic process. Gene Ontology annotation, molecular function: phosphatidylinositol-4,5-bisphosphate phospholipase C activity. The transcript has 9 exons.
UAAUAAUCUCUCGGCCGUCGACGUCCCACCCAAAAGAGAAAAAAAAGAAUCGCCGCCACAGCCACACAGCAGCUGCUGCAGCCACCUAACCUGCAAAGACAUAUCCGGCCAUGGGACGAUCAUCAUCAUCAUCAUCGUUCAUAGCUGUCAAGCUAUUGAAUGCUCCACCGAUAUACCCGAGAACACACUCUGAACCUAUCACCAGGACACUAGUUGUCCCUUGACUCAAGACUCAUCAUGCCGAGCUUAUGGGGCUCUGAUGCUCCUCAAAAUGGUGCACCACCACGGUACCAAGCGGUUAUGUCCAAGCUAUACCCUCACUCGAUGCGUCCGGUCCUCAUGGUCACAGCUGGCUUAGGUACUGCAUGGGCCGUGAUCUCUGGAGUCUCUGCCAUUCGGGACAUGGGAGGCAAUGGAGAGACUGGCAAGAUGAAAGCCUUCGACUUGAUCCUUGGGAUCAUGUACUUUGUUGUGACGGGUUUAGAACUCUUCGGCUUCUUCGUUGGAUUCACCGCUAAGAUUAGGUUGGCAAAGAUAUUGGCCGUCCUGGCACCGGUAGCCGCAGCGAUAGCCGUGGGAACUCAAAUCGUUUCCAUAGCAUCGCACUAUAUCAACAAAAGCGGUCUCAUCAGUCAAUGCGUCAACAGUACUGUUGGCGAUAUCGUGACGGAUGGGUUUGGCGAUCAAGUCGGCGGCCCCAUAGAUCAGGCCCAAGCCGAACAGAUUUGUGGAGAUACAUGGUCUCACAGUACAUGGGCUGUAUUCGGGUGGCUCGUAUUCGUCGUCCUAGUCUCCGCCGCAUUUGCAGCUAUCGCCAUCACCUAUUACCGUCAACUCGCGAACCCCAGUUCAAUGAGACCACAGAACAGUCAACCGCAAGAGUUUGCCAUGCAGCCACCGCCACCAGGAAGGACCUACAGUGGUCAAGGACAGCAACAGCCCUGGAUGGUACCGCCUUAUCCUGGUCCUCCACCUGAGGGAACACCGUUCGAAAAGUCAGACUAUCAGCCUUCAGCCUCAUGGGCAAAUGGUGAUCAGAACUAUAUGUAUGCCCCUCCGAGUGGGUCUCCACCGGGAGGCAGCCAAAGUCGCGACAUGGAGGGACGCGAUAGCUCAGAAGGACUGGUACAUGAUGCUCAGGAGGAAGCAUGGCAGAGAGCACAGACUACGGGCGUCACGGCUCAUCUGACGGGACAUGCGUCUAACUCAAAGGGUCGAGAUGAUGAAGAGGGAUAUACUGUGACGAAUCGGGCAGAGGACGACGCUUGGGAAAAUGCCAGGACUCAGGGUGUGACUGCUCACUUCACCGGUCACGCUUCUGGGGCACGGCGCGAGAACGAUAGGGAAGUGUAAAAGACGGUGUUAAGGCACCGAUGCAAACGAUCUGGGAUGUAGUUAACAGCCGUUGGCUGCUCGCGAGAGGCGUCAAUCAGCGGUUGAAAAGGCUCAUGGUAGUGAUCAUGACUUUCGCUUGCUAGGAUGUAUGGAUAGCUACGUCAUCUUCUCCGUACCCAACGGGCGGAACGUGACGA